Xenopus laevis (African clawed frog) is the source of this 3102-nucleotide messenger RNA. It is a transcript of the gene dbnl.S, whose product is annotated as drebrin like S homeolog. The record is from RefSeq and is marked provisional. Lineage: Eukaryota; Metazoa; Chordata; Amphibia; Anura; Pipidae. Gene Ontology annotation, cellular component: organelle; cell periphery; postsynaptic density. Gene Ontology annotation, biological process: neuron projection morphogenesis; postsynaptic actin cytoskeleton organization; positive regulation of axon extension. Gene Ontology annotation, molecular function: actin binding; actin filament binding.
CUUGCUGGGAAGGACAGGCCAGGAAGUAUUCGGGCUGCGAGUGCAGUGACAGAAGCACAGGGAGCGGGGCACCAGUGCUGGCGGAAGAAGAAAGGACAUGUCAGUGAACCUAAGUAAGAACGGGGCCGCCUUGCAGGCCGCAUAUAAAGAUGUGCUGGAUGAAAAGACCAAAACUGACUGGGCUCUCUAUACAUACGAAGGUAACAGCAAUGACAUCCGAUUGGCUGAAACUGGUGAUGGGGGGCUCGAGGAGCUAGUGGAAGAACUGAGCAGUGGUAAAGUGAUGUACGCCUUCUGCAGGGUGAAAGACCCCAACUCUGGACUCCCAAAAUUUGUCCUGAUCAACUGGACAGGCGAGGGUGUGAAAGAUGCCCGGAAAGGAAUGUGUGCCAACCAUGUCAGCACCAUGGCCAGCUUCCUCAAGGGUGCCCAUGUUACAAUUAAUGCUCGUGCUGAAGAGGAUGUAGAGCCUGAGAGCAUCAUGGAAAAGGUGGCCAAAGCAUCUGGCGCCAACUACAACUUCCACAAGGAGAGUAACAGGGGCAACGAGGGACCCCAGGGACCAGUGGGUUCAGUCUAUCAGAAAACCAAUGCAAUGUCAGAAAUUAAACGCGUGGGAAAAGAGAAUUUCUGGGCUAAGGCGGAGAAAGAUGAAGAAGAACGAAGAAUAGAGGAACACAGGAGGGCAAAUGUAGAAAAAGAUCGGCUGGAGAGGGAGCGCAAGGAGAGAGAGCAGAGGGAGGCUGAGGAGAGAGAGCGGAGGUUCCGAGAGAGGUCAAAGGAGAUAGACGGACACAGGAAACAGCAAGAGGAAGUAGAAAAACAGCAGACGGUUCCUGCCUCCCAGCGCUCUGUUAACCCACGUGAGAUGUUCCUUCAGAAAGAGCGCUCAUUACCCGAGUCUGGCUCAGUGAGUGCCCAGCCUGAGCAAUUCACUGCCUCCCAGCAAGAAGAAGAGAAUAUAUACCAGGAUGCCACUGAGAACCAAAAUAUUUAUGAGGAUACACCCCAGGAGGAUCCAGUAUAUGAGACUGGAGUGGCAGAAGAUAGUGGAAUGUGCGCUCGGGCACUGUAUGACUACCAAGCAGCUGAUGAUACAGAGAUCUCAUUUGACCCAGACGACGUAAUAAUACAAAUCGAGAUGAUUGACGAUGGCUGGUGGCGUGGUGUUGCCCCCAGUGGUCACUUUGGAAUGUUUCCAGCCAAUUAUGUCGAGCUACUGGAGUGAGUCCACUUGUGAACGAGCAAAAGCAAUAUGGGGGGGGAGGCGGGGCCUGGCAACGAGAGGUUCCUGUUGCACUAAAACGGUUUUAACACGAUAGGCUAUUACCACAAGAAAAGCACUUCAUGUCUUCACUAGGCCAAAAUGCUUCCUGUUGAUCCGAGAAGUGGGCAACUAGAUGGUUAAUUUACAAACUCAUGCACUCUGAUACAAGUCACAUGUAGGUAUAUCAUAUAUACUAUUCUGGGCUUUGAUUAGCACCAGGGAUCUUGAUCAAGUCUAUUCUAGGUGCUGUAAGAAAGCAUUCCUUGUGCUGUGCAGGCAGUUUGGUGUCAUUUCCAUGGGUGUCAUUGCAAGACAUUGAGGACCUUAUGCUGUUAUAAUUCCUACCAUUAGGGUCCAUUAGUCACACCGAAUCCCUUAUCUUUUUCUUCAACCCCUUCAGUGUGCAAGUCCCAAGGGCUCCAUACUUGUUUCACCCCACCCCAGACUAUGUUGCAAGGCCACCUUGCUUGAUAUCCUCUACUAAAGAGGAGAACUAAAGCUUAAUUAAAGAUGUAGGCUAGAAAUGUUGUACAUUAAGUUUUGGGCUUCUGUACCAGCCCAAGGCAACCACAGCCCUUUAGCAGUAAAGAUCUGUGUCUCCAAAGAUGCCCCAGUAGCUCCCCAUCUUCUUUUCUGCUGAUUCACUGCACAUGCUCUGUGCUGCUGUCACUUACUGAGCUUAGGGACCCACUCACAAUAUACAGUACACAUAGAAUAGAAAUGUCACAAUAUAAGGCUGAUUAGUAAUUAAUACAGAUAAUUACUACAUUGCAGCACAGAAACCAGUGCAACUAGCAUCACAAUUUAAUAAUCAGCCCUGUAGCAUCAGCUUAUAUCAGAGACAAACCUCAUUUUCUGCUGGAUAAUUAGUGACGACCCCUAAACUUAGCUUCUCAACAGCUGCUCAGAGCCCACUGAGCAUGUGAGACGCCCUGUGACAAGUUUGAAGUCCUGGAUCAUUGCUGCUAUUGACAAGCUGAAACUUUAGGCUGAUGCAAUACAUUUAGUAACGUAAAAUAUGGCAUUUUUAGCCACAUUCAUUUUUAGGGUUUAGUUCGCCUUCAAGGCUCUCUUGCUAUUCAGACCACUGUCUGGUUUUACUGGUUGGUUUAGAGCUGCCCAAGGAUUUAUUUCUUGCCUAGUCACCCAGCCAAUCACUUGCAGGAUUCCAGUUUGGCAAAUCCCAAGUGUCACGCAGAAGUCACAUAGAAAACAAUGCGCAGGUAACGUGUACUGGUUUGUUGUUUGAAAGUGAACAUCUGGUUGCUGUGGAUUUAUAGACCUGGAACAAACUUUGUACCCCUAUUGCAUCCGUAUGCUCUGCCAGAUAAGGAACCAGAAUGUUUGCUAAACAGAGCUAAUCAUUAGAAUUGAAAUUGGGGUUGCAAAUAUAAUCUUUACUUGGUUCGCAAUUCCAUGGGCUUCCCCUAUAAGAUACUUGCUCUGAUAGUUGUUGGGCCGAGUCUGUGUGAUUCCUUUUCCACUCUCCUCUAUCCUCACUUGCUCUCCAAUGCAUACACUGACCUCCCAGUAAAUGGCACAGCUUGCUUUCCCUACAAACAUUCCCGUAUACCGAGCAUGAAAUAACACCCCCCCCCCCGCCUUUGCUCCCCUUAAUGUGAAAUGUGGUGGCUGGUCCAUGAAGACCAUGCCUCUCCUGUGACUAUUGAAUGCUGUGUUGCAAUCUCUGGGCUUGUAGGAUCAUGCUAAUGAUGAUACAUAAUUUUGUGUCUUGUGAAAUCACAUAAUCAUGCUGAAACUUGUUUUUUGGCUAUGUUAUUUGGGUUUUUUUUUUAAUCAUUAAAAUUUGAAAUAAAAAGAUUUUGUAAUGCUGA